GCCUCAAGCAGACGGACUCUAGUCCUGGUCCCCGGCCGGCUGCUGCAGCAGUGGCAGCAGGAGGUCCGGAAAUUCCUUCCCGCAAAUGCCGUCGAACUCUACUUGGGCGUCAGCGACAUCCCGGAGCGAGGAGCCGUUCCCCAAGUGCUUCUGUCACCCGUGGAGAUUCUGUCGACGGCUGCGAAACGGCCGCGGAUGGAGGCCUCUGUGGACAUGGACUUGGACCUUGCGGAGAUGGCGCACAAGCUGCGGGCAAUCUGCCUCAACGGGGUGGACCGGAUUGUCGUCGACGAGUUCCAUGAAAUCUUGGACUCAGCAUCUAGCGGACGCCUGCUGGCAUUGCAGGAAUUGUGGGCCGACUGUGGAGAGGCGACAGCGCUGUGGGGCCUCACCGGCACGCCGCCCCUUAGCGACUUUGCUUCUGUCGCGCGGAUCGCUGAGGCCUUCAAGAUAGACUUGCAGGCGUUUCGGCGGCAGCUGGAUGCCAGGGAGAUGGCGCAGAGAAUGCUGGAUUAUGUGGCGAGGGCAAACGGCUCCUCUGCCUUGUCGGGUCUUGACGUUCAUGAAGAGUUGGUCUCUCUCUACCAUACGCCAGCCGAGCGCGCAAUCUACGUUCAAGGGGUUGCGGAUGCAAAGCGCAAGCACAAGCAGCUGAAGCAGAUGGGCCAAGUAGAUCAACCAGUUUGCUCUGACUUGCUGCAGCUGUGCUCGCACUUUCGGUUGGAAGAGGCUGAUGUGGAAGCGGACGCCGAGAGGGAAAGUGCAUCGCUUCUGCGGACAAGAGCAGACGCGGUGGAGACUGCUCGGCAGUGGCUGUUGGUAUCUGCUAGACGGAUGGAGGCAGAAAUCCUGUCGGCGCGCCGCGGCAAUGGCCUCCCGACCCUCGUCGCAGAGCAGUAUGCGCAGCUGCUGGCCGAAGUCGGCGGCGAGCCUCUGAGUCGCUCGACGGAAGCCGUGGCCUCGCAGAUCGCCGGGGCCAGUGCCGCUCGGCAAAGCGCCGGCCAGGGCCGGCGACACGAGCGCGACGCGGACGACCUGAUCCUGAGGGCCAUCACGGAAGUUCGUGACUCGAGCCUGGCUUCUGCCGCUAGCGGCGCCGAAGUCGUUUCCGAGGGUGCGCCAGAAAAUUCUGGAGAUAGCUUGGAGCUCUUGGUGGAGCUGCUGGAGGAGGUGAAGCAGGCCAAGGAGGCCUUCCGCCAGAGGAGUCACGACCACGCUUUCUUGGCGGCGAUGCUCAAGGCAGCCGAGGCCAGACAUGCCAAGUGGCGUAGCUAUCAAUCGCAGUUACGUUCUGAAGAUGGAGCAGAGCGCAAUAUGCAGUAA
This is a messenger RNA of Symbiodinium necroappetens, 1323 nucleotides long. Lineage: Eukaryota; Dinophyceae; Suessiales; Symbiodiniaceae. The record is from the annotation of a GenBank genome assembly.